ACGCAAUAUCUGGUUCGAGAGAGCAUCUCGAAAAAGUUUUCGUAUAGUUAAUUUAGACAGAAAAUCAUGGUGAAUAUUUUUAAGAUGCUAGUUUCGCCACUAGUAAACGGGGCGGUGAAACUAGCCGGGCUGACUCCUAAACUCGUAGAGAUCGAACCCGGAACAGUACUAAAUAUUUGGGUACCAACCGAAACCCUGAAAAAUACCACAAAAAUUCCUCACAAGCCGGUUGUAGUGUUUCUUCAUAGCUUUGCUGCAAACGGAAUUCUGACAUGGUUUUUUCAAGCCAUAUCUUUAUCGGGCACGUAUUCUGUCUACGUGCCCGAUUUCAUAUUUUUCGGUGACUCGACCACCGAUAAAUCAGACCGCACAACGGCUUUUCAAGCCGAGUGCAUAGCCAAAGGGUUAUCGAAACUAGGAGUCGAAAAAUGCACAAUUGUUGGUCUUAGCUAUGGGGGUAUGGUAGGGUUCAAAAUGGCGAGGAAUUAUCCUGACUUGGUUGAGUCCAUGGUGGUCUCGGGCACGUUGAUGGAGAUGACGGAGUCGAUAAAUUCUGCGUUGCUGAAAAAAUUUAACGCGAAUAGCUGGUCAGAUUUGCUGAUGCCAACUUCUGUUGAUGGUGUAAAAGAGAUGAUGAGUGUUGGGACUCAUAAGUUGCCGUGGCUACCUGAUUUCUUUUACAAACAUUUUCUAGAGGCUUUAUUUGAUAACAGGAAGGAGAGAAAUGAACUUUUGAAGGCUUUGGUUGUUAAGGACAAAGAUGCAGGUUUACCGAACUACACCCAGAGGAUUCAUUUAUUGUGGGGAGAUGAUGACAAGAUUUUCAACUCCGACAUUGUUAGCAACAUUAAGGAAAAUUUAGGAGAGAAAGCGAGUGUCGAAUACAUAGGCAAGGCAGGACAUUUGUCACCAAUGGAGCGACCGUUUGUAUUCACUCAGUGUCUUAAGAAAGUUCUUUCUUCCUUCCAGACUGAAGUUAAGAAUAAAUAGUACCGCAUCAGUUUCUUAAGAAAUGUUUGGUUGUUUAAUUGAGUUCUUGUUGGAUACUGUGAUUUCAAGAUUUAUGUUUAUGUUUGACUAAAAUAAUAUUUCAUUUUGGAUUUUUGGAUGUUGGAUGAUUUUGUUAUCAAGUUCAAGUAAUUAUAAUUUUUGAAUCGAA
Molecule: messenger RNA, 1159 nt
Organism: Daucus carota subsp. sativus
Lineage: Eukaryota; Viridiplantae; Streptophyta; Magnoliopsida; Apiales; Apiaceae
Exons: 4
Coding region: 67-990 (307 amino acids)
Source: RefSeq, a predicted model, not a curated record